Messenger RNA from Darwinula stevensoni, 2664 nucleotides. The record is from the annotation of a GenBank genome assembly. NCBI's taxonomy places the organism in Eukaryota, Metazoa, Arthropoda, Ostracoda, Podocopida, Darwinulidae.
GCUACUGUAGCCAUUGUGAUCAAACGCGACGAUGGAGCUAAGUCUUACUCGAGUUGAUUAUGCUCACGUUUCUCUCACACAUCGGGGUACUAUGCGCCUUUUACCCGAAGAUGGAGAGAAGAACCAGCAGAAGGUGGCGAUAGGCGAUUCCAAUGGAGUGCUCCAAGUCUUCGGUAUGAAGAGGACCGAACCCGUGCUUCUUUUUAAGACCAUUCCAGGUGAUAAAAUAAGGUGCUUGGAACUAGCGGGGGCCCCUGGCGCCUUGCAGGAUAAGAUUUUUAUCUCAGCUGGAUCGACCGUGAGAGCAUAUACAAAAAAGGGAAAGCAGUUCCUUGGGUUUGAUACAAAUUUUUCCGAAGACAUUCGAGUGAUGAAAGUCGUUGGAACCCACCUGUUGGUUGGGGCAAACUAUGUCUACACCCAGUACGAUGAUUGUGUGGAAACUAAUCAUUACCUGGCAAAGGAUGAGAUCCUCGACAUCGUCUGUCUACCUCUUGAGAAGACUGAAGGUUUACGGCCUGUGCUGGCGUGUGCAGACAGAACCUUGCGUGUUUUGAAAGGUUCAAAUCUCCUCUACGAGGUUGGUUUGGAAGGACGGCCCACCUGCCUUACAUUAGCUGGAGGAGACGGAGGAGAUUCUGGAGAAAAUGUCCUGUAUGGCACUCAGGAAGGUCACAUCGGAAUGGUCUCUAUCAACAAGCAAUGUGCGAUCCUGCAAUGGACGAUAUGGGAUGAAAAUCAUUAUGGGAGUGUGAAUUGCAUGGAUCAUUACGACUUGACGGGGGAUGGAGUGAAGGAACUCAUCGUGGGUCGAGAUGAUGGAAGCAUUGAAGUCUACUCGUACGAGGAGGGAGAAAAACCUGUCCUCAAGUGCUCUCAUAUGGCAGGGGAAAGCAUUACGUCAGUCCAAGGUGGAGUGAUUGGCAGCACCGAAGGCUACCGAGAAAUUGUGGCGGCUACUUUCUCAGGCAAAGUUUUUGGAUUGAGCACGUGCUCGCCGAAUCUACUAUACUCACGCAUGUCUGGCGAUUCGAACGAGAUGGAGAAACACAUCACUGCCCUGCGAGCAGAACUGGAGGACUUGCAAGCCAAAGUGGCAAGAGAAAGAGAGAAGUAUCAACAGGCGACUCAAAGCACUACAAGCGGCAUCUCUGCCGUCCCUUUCUUCUCCAUCCAUGAUAAGAUGAUCCUAAAUAAGGAUGAAGCUUCUUACAUCCUGAGUUUAGAAGUGGAAACCCCGAUCGAAAUCGUUCUCCUGCAAAGUGACAUCCCAGUAGACAUCUUGGAUGUGGAGAAGAAUUCUGCUGUCGUCAGCUUCUCUCACUGUGAUCCUGAGAGUGGGAAUUACAUGCUAGCGACGUACAGAUGCCAAGCGAAUACAACGCGACUGGAAGUGAAGAUUCGCAGCAUCGAAGGCCAAUAUGGAAGCAUCAAAGCCUAUGUGAUACCCAGGCUUCAACCGAAAACGUCUCAGGUCCGGGAAUACCAGAUCAAGCCUUUAUCCCUGCAUACCCGAAUUCACGAAUUCGAUCAGAAUCGGCCUUAUAACGUGCUGAGACUGAAAGGAGACUUCAGCUUUGCCAUGGUACAUUCCUGGGUGGCAUUCUGUCUCCCCGAGGUGCCUCAACGAACCCCUGCCGCCGAUGAAAUCGUCUAUAUUUUUACCUCCACUUUCCUGGACACCAUGCUCGAAUGCCGCUUAAAGGAACACGAGGCUCAAUUCAAGUCAGACAACGUCUCGACCAUCUCCAUUUUGAAGGACGUCAUCAGUAAAGAGGCCACCAAGAACAAAACUAAGUUGGACAUAGCUUGUGAUGUAUGCGAGGAGAGCGUGUCUCACACGCUGCAUCUCUUGCAUCCCAAGUUGGAGGAGCACCUGAUCCUGGCGAAAAAGGUUCAACUCAUCGACGGACUCCGGGAGGUAGUGAUGAACGAAGGCUCGCACGAUUCCCUCUCUCCCGAAUACCAGGACAUCUUAGCUCAUGCCGACGAACUCCUUGCUCUCUUUCACAAGCAGCCAUGCUAUCUCGAACGCCUUUACGGCAUGAUCACAGACCUAUACAUUGACAAAUUCAAAUUUCAAGGAAUCAAUGUGAAAGGUCGUGUCCCUCAACUACUGGAAAUCCUCGACAACUACAACCUGGACCGACUAGUCAGCUUCUUCCAUCAGGAUGAUUGAGAAGGAAGACGACGGUAUCAAAUUAAAUCCUGUUCCGUUCCUGCGCAGAUUCACCCUGAAUUACGCAUUUAGAUCUUCGAUUACUAAGAUUCCUGGAAUUUCUAGAAGAGGUUAACGAACGAGGGUGCGCUUCAUCCUUCACGUGUACGUCCUACACAAACUGCGUCUUUUCUAAGUGCCCUAACACGUGAUAGUUCAAGAUCCUCCUACGCAUUAGCAAACUGGAUGGACUAAAAAAAAUGUAGAAUGAAAAGAAUAUAAAUGCCAUCAUUGAAAAAUAAUUGAAACCUACCCAUCGUCACAUCUCAAGCGUCUUUGAAUUUCAAAGAACAAUGUGCCCAAUGGACGAAUGCAUCAACAACUUUUAUUCUUUUAUUCUAUGAGUAAAAAAUCCCAGAUCGCCACCACAAACACCUUAUGUGCAUACCUGCAACCGAUGCGGCAGGAGUGUAUCAUCUGCCUCUUAUUUGAUAUGAUGAUAUAAG